Molecule: messenger RNA, 526 nt
Organism: Astrephomene gubernaculifera
Lineage: Eukaryota; Viridiplantae; Chlorophyta; Chlorophyceae; Chlamydomonadales; Astrephomenaceae
Source: the annotation of a GenBank genome assembly
CCCGGGUAACAAGUCCGUGUUCGACCACUUGUUCCCUCUCUUCUGCAGCUCUGCUGGUCUCUAGAGAAGCCGGCAAAAAUGUCGGACAAGACCUGCACCAUCCGCACGCGCAAGUUCAUGACCAACAGGCUGCUGCAGCGGCGGCAAUUCAUUAUUGACGUGCUGCACCCUGGCCGGCCGAACGUCUCCAAGUCUGAGCUGGCGGAGAAGCUGACUUCUAUGUACGAUGUCAAGGACAGCCAGUGCAUCUUCCUGUUCGGCUUCCGCACCCAGUUCGGUGGUGGCAAGUCCACCGGCUUUGGCCUCAUCUACGAUGACCUGAAGGCCGCCAAGCAGUUCGAGCCCAAGUACCGCCUCAUCAGGAACGGCCUGGAGAAGAAGGUGGACAGGUCGCGCAAGCAGAUGAAGGAGCGCCGGAAGCGCGCCAAGAAGGUCCGCGGCGCCAAGAAGAACGCCGGCGCUGGCAAGAAGUAAACAGCGUCGUCUGCGUACUCGGCUAUGGUGGUGUAACACUCUUGCGAUUGAA